This is a messenger RNA of Exaiptasia diaphana, 3919 nucleotides long. Its product is annotated as putative ATP-dependent RNA helicase TDRD12. Bases 125 to 3919 code for a protein of 1264 amino acids. Gene Ontology annotation, biological process: transposable element silencing; germ-line stem cell division. Gene Ontology annotation, molecular function: ATP binding; protein binding; nucleic acid binding. Lineage: Eukaryota; Metazoa; Cnidaria; Anthozoa; Actiniaria; Aiptasiidae. The transcript is spliced from 28 exons. The record is from RefSeq and is a predicted model, not a curated record.
ACAGYAYYCAUGUAGGGRAAAUCUGGAACAGAUAACAAAUGAUGACAAUCAGCUUACAAACUGUUCUAGAGAGUCAUACGUGAAUCCCUCACAUUACCCAAGAACAACAUCCAAUGACAAAUACAUGAACCAURGAGACGCAGAUGAUGACCAUCAUCCCCAAUGGCAUCAURGGAGUGCAGAAUUAAGCUCAAUUCUUGGAAUGAAAGAAUCACAUAAUUCAUCUUUUUUGUCUCAUGGAUUUUCAAAUCCAACCCAACGUCUGCCAUCUCAUAUAACAAAUACCAAUCAGGGAUUAAUAUCCUCUCACACUCCCUCAGAAACUACCAGCCAUAGUAAAACACUUCCAUCAGAUAUACUUAGUUCWAGACUACCAUCUGAAGCAGUUGGGUUGAAAUUACAGCCAACAGUGGACGCCCAAGAACCUGAAUCAUGUAUAGAUGAAGGAGUAUUAAUACAUGGUGAAGGUGUACCUAAACCAUUCCUGUCAAUGGUAAACUGUCCUCUACAUGAGAAAGGCUCUAGAYUGGAUAUCACUGUACCAACACCAAUUCAAAGGCACAUGUGGCCAGCCUUACUAAGGGGRAGGGAUGUCGCAGGAAUAGCAUCUAAAAAUGCAGGCAAGAAGUUAGCCUACCUUCUACCCAUCAUGGAGCAAGUCAUGGAAUCUUCUAUAUAUUCAGAGUUGCCAUUGACAAAUGGGCCAUUGGCUCUGAUAUUGUGUCAAAGUUGGAGUGAUGCCAUCAAUGUCUAUAAAGAAUGCCUAAAGAUACUUGGUAAUCGAAGAACAGCUCGUGUUCAUGUCAUCUUUGGAGGUGGUGCAGAACAAGAACAAAUCAUCCCUGUCUUAAAUGGCUGUGAGGUUCUUGUAGCAACAGUCCCCUGCUUUUUACGCAUGCUUAAACACAGCUACACACCACUAGACCGCCUCUGCCACAUAGUCUUUGACAAUGCUGACAUCUUAGUGGAAGACUUUACAUCAGAGCUAAAGGAUAUCAUGAGAGUUUAUGGUCGUCAUUUGGUUUCACAACCGGGCCGUGUUGCCCCAAGACAAACYGUUGUUAUGGCAACAUCUUGGACUGUAGGUGUGGCAUCCCUUGUCCGUGCCUACCUUGGGAAUCCUUUGAUAAUAAUAGAUGAUAAAGUWGAAGCAGCUGUUUACUCUGGAGUCAGRCARACUGUAGAGUURUGCUCUAUGAAUCAAAGGCUCAAUCGCCUGUUGGGUUUUCUAGAUAAUGCUGACAGGACACAUGAAAUUGUUGUGUUCACCAACACAGCUCAAGAGGCUGAGUCUCUUGGAGAAGUACUAAGAAYAAACAACCACUUUGUUCUUGUGGCACAUGAGUUUUUGAAUCCACAAACCUUAGCGGAMAUYAGAAGACAGUGGUAUACUCCACAUACAGUUGAUCUAAUGCCUAUUUUAGUGCUUACUGAUGGUGUUCUCAUGGGAAAACAGCUGACCAUACACAACGCGUCUAUGGUGAUACAUUAUGAUUUACCGCUCAUCAAAAACAAAGAAAAGUUUGGACGUAGGUUCUUCUGCAUGGCUCGUACGUUUACGAAUAACAAGGAUCAUGGCUGUCUUUCAGUUAUCUUCAUCACUGAAAAUUGUAUGCGACAAGCAACAAUUGCUCAUGAAUUGAUGAAAAGGACAUCACAAGUUAAUCCAUCAAUGGACACUUCUGUUGAYCCAARCRGCCCGCAAACAUUAACUACUACUUUACUAGAACAAAUGGCUGAUACUGCACAGAUGGCUAAAGAAAGAGACAAAAUGAACACUGAUUUGUGUGACUUUCUCAUGGCUUAUGGAAGUUGCAGGACCUUUACUGACAAGAAGAAGUGCACUAUGAGACAUGUCAUACUGAAUGAAGAAGAUUUUCCUUAUGACUUGCCGACAAYGGGCAUUGUCAAGGUUCUUGUUCUACACGUCAUGAAUGCAACGUGUUUAUGGGUACGUAUCCUGGAACACAGGAACCCCAAAGGUGAAAMCAUCCAAACMAGCRGUAGUGGGAGUAAAUUUGUUCAGAUGACUGUUGACAUGGGUAUGUGGUAUAGUAACGAAGCCAAUAGGAAGAGGGUCAGCAUGCCAAGAGUCUCUGACCUGUGUGCAAUAGAGGAAGAUGGAUCUUAUCAUCGGGUAAAGAUUUGUGAUAUUAUGCGCAAGAACUCACAGUCUGGAAUGCCUUUAGAUGUACAGGUGCAGUUUGUGGAUCAAGGAAGCUAUCAGAAUGCUAAGAUCUCUGCUCUGUUACAAUUACCGCCACAGUUCCAUACUCUUCCAUUCCAGGCUGUGCAAGUGUUUGUUUGCCGAGUCAARCCACAAGACAAAAGUCUGCAAUGGACUCCAAAGGCCAACCAUUUUGUCCGAAAUCUUGUUGAGGGUAAAGAACUUGAAGGCAAAGUAGUUUUAAGCCUAAACAAUACAAUAUGGCUGGAUCCUUUGUGGGAGAARAAAAUACUGAAAAGCAUYCAAGUCACCACCAACAUCAACAACAUCAGAGUUGAACUACUCAAAAAUGGACUUGCAGUAGAAAAUAAACAACACAUUAAASAACUGAGGAAGCUUUGYGAGGAUGCCAUUGAUCUUUCCAUUUUUGAUGGGGAGGAAACUGUAGGAUGUGACUCGUCAACAACUCUUGAGACAGUUGUGUUACCUGAAGAGGACUUCCAGGAUAUUUAUGURUCAGCUGUUGAUACCCCAGGAAUGUUCUUUGUUCAGCUUGCUUGCUAUAAAACACAACUAGAAGAGCUUCAGACCAAGAUUGAUGAGGGAAUCAAUGCUGUGCAGUAUGAUGAUGAUGAUGAAAUUGUGAUUGGAUCAAUUUGUGUGGCCUGCUUCACUAGUAAUGAUGUGUGGUACCGUGCCCGUGUACUUGGUAUAAGACCUGAUAAUGAAUAUGAUGUGUUUUAUGUUGACUAUGGUGAUCGYGAAUGGAUAUCACGUGAUAGAAUACGCCCAGCUUGGCCAGAGAUACUUACCCUACCCCUACAGGGUAUUGAAUGCUCAUUAGUCAACAUCGUACCACUAGAGAAUGACUGGACGACUUCUGAUGGAGAUGCAUUGUGGGAUAUGUGUCAGGAGAAGCCGCUUUUUGCAAAGGUCAAGUCCAAGGUAGCAUCGUUAAUGUCYGGCUGUCAUCGGUUUGUAAUUGAGAUGAUUGACACAUCMACAAGUAUUGAUAUUGUCUUAAGCAAUGAGCUUGUUGCUGCUGGGCAUGCUCAGACAUCCCCUGAAGGUAUCCAGACUUUAUUUCCAGAGGCAGCUGUACAGCUUUCUCAGCAGGACUACAAGCAUGAGUUUGAGAGAAUCCCGGAUAUGUGCAGGGAUAUUUUGCAAUCACGGGAUCCGUCUCAACGUGUAAGCAUUGCCAAGUCUUUACAAACUGUAGUGCUAAAUAGCUUGAAUGUUAAGGAUGCAGUUCGUGAGGGGGGUGGUGUAAAAUCAAUUUGUCGGCUUCUUGCACUAACAAGGUCACCCGCUGUCCAAGAACAUCUUCUCGUCAGUCUUGAAUGUCUAACUUUCCAGAAUGACAGUAAUUGUGAAGAGGCAAGAAGAGAAGGAGGCCUCAAGUCCUUGUGUUUGCUUAUGGAAAAGAGCCAAAACCUGGCCGUGAAGGAACAUGUUGCCUGGACACUAAAGAACCUUGCUGUUACUGACAGAAACAAAGACACUCUUCGUGAAUUGGGAGGAGUUGGAAUACUAUGUAGAGAGCUGGAGAAUACAAUGGAGGACAAAGUUCAGGAACAAUUAGCCUGGGCACUUGAGGUUUUAGCCACAGAUAAUGCAAAGAACAGUAGAGAAGUUUACGACUAUGGAGGCGUAAAGACACUCUGUGAACUAGUAUCCAGUACCUCWCAAGAGUUUGUACUCGAGAGAGUCACCAGGACCCUUGGCACUUUGGCUGCUGAACCAAGGUAA